Molecule: messenger RNA, 3765 nt
Organism: Giardia duodenalis
Lineage: Eukaryota; Fornicata; Diplomonadida; Hexamitidae
Exons: 1
Coding region: 1-3765 (1254 amino acids)
Source: RefSeq, a predicted model, not a curated record
AUGGUCAGGAACACAACGCACGAGCUCUAUGGAGUGAGAAUCAGUGGAGAGGUCUAUAGCCUUCUCAGAGAUCUCAGAGACAAUUGCCCCCGCAAUCUGGGAAGCGUCGACAUCGACGUGGCCAUUUCACUGAUAACGUGUAAGAGAAGAGACUUCAUUACAUCAUACGACCAGCUCAACGAAAUCGUCGUUCUUUUGUCGAAGGUCUGUGGCGACUCUCGACGCUUCGUAGCUACCAAGAUAAUGAACUACUACGCAACCAACUUUCCAUCUAAGGUCGAAUCCAUUCAGUCCUAUAUUGCUUAUAUGCCUACGGAUAAUCUGGAUGGAAAGCAACAAUCCACAGAUGACCAAGCUACUGACAAGACUCAACCCCCGUCGACAUCUCUCAUUACAGGAAUCAUAAAGGAAGACGAUGAUGAAAGCGAUGAUUUGGAUAGCGAAGUAACGUUAAAAGAGCCUGGGACAAUGUCCGCAGGGACAGGAAAGCGGAGUAGGCUAUCAAAGAUGGCGAAGGGCAAUAAGGCCAAUCGUGUCCAGGCAAAUGAUAUCAGCUCAUUGAAGCUUUCGACACUUCUUUCCACCCUAGUAGGAAAGCCUAUCAAACGUGCUCAGCUUGAGGCCCGCAAAGAGUACACAAGGCAGAUAGACGAGUCCCGUGCCUGUUACGGACGCCCCAUUAAGUACGACCUGGAGAUUCAAGAGUUAGCUAUUCAGGUAAUGGAGAGUGAGCUUUUGACGACAUUUUCCUAUCUACAAAAACCGAUUGUUGCUCACAGUUCGUCUGAGAGGCGCCAUUUUUUCAUUCCGGGAAAUACAUUUCCAUUUUGCAGUACAUCUCUCCCCAUGGUGUAUCCGCCACUUGGGACAAUCAUGGCAGCCCCAGCUGACUUUCUUUGUCGACCACGAUUACCUGGGCGUAGAAUCACACGCGAGACAACCAAGAGAAUCCCGCCCAACGAGGUCAGCUCGUAUAUUUACGACUCGCAUCUCCUAGACUAUACCAGACAUAACGACACAGACGAUCCGUCAGACCUUCGAGUUGAGUUACGGCCUGCGUGGGCCCAGACGAUUGACUUUUCUAAGGCUGCAUAUGAUCUUCCGGGAGAAGUUAUGUGGCAGUAUCCUAUGUACAAGCUACUCACACAGAAACCUGUUCCGGAGCAUCACUCCCUCAUAGAUUUAACAGGGUGCUACGUGACUGCAGACGCUCUCUUUGAUUCUCUAACGACAGAGUUGAUAGAGCUUGCUCGUAACGUGGUCAAGUGUGCACGGAAGCGAAGACGACUGGCUUACAGACAAAGAUCAGCCAGACGAAAGCGACCAAUCAGCCUUCCAUCCAUUUUCAAUGAGUCACUUUCAAAGGACUCUUUCUCGCCUACAAAUGACACUGCCGGGGCAGCUGAUGCUUUGGGAUCCCAUAGUGACCUGCCUCUUUCUCCUGUUACAGUGGAUGACUUGUCAGAAACUAACACGGACGAAGAGACUGAUGACUCAGACAGUGAUUCACAAUCGCUUGGCAUUGUCAUUCUCAACUUGCUAGAACGACUGCAAAAGAUUAUCUUCUUUCCACCUUUCCGCGUCUGUGUAGAUCAGCGACAUCUAGGGAAUGUAUCCAGGUACGUUCGAUUUGUUGAGAGCCCGUUUGAUGCUACAUGUUAUGUUAAGGCAGUUGGGGUUUCUGGAUCCACCCGUCUGCAACUCCACGCAGCAAAAGAUCUGCCAGCUAAUGCAGAGCUUACACUUCACGCUGGGUCCUUUUCCUGGAUUAAGUGUACCUCCGAAUUAAUGCGUUAUCUCUACACUCUCGAAGAAUAUAUUUUGUUCACUGAUCAGCUGGCACUAAGGAGGCCGUGGCAAUCUCUUUUACAUUGCUCAUCGUCAAACGACAAUACGGAGUCCACACCUACAAUCAUGGAUUCUGCUAUGCUUGUUACUCUUGUGGAGAUGCGACUACGAGAAAGUGCAGCAUCCUUACUAUCCUUAAAGCAGAUUGAUCUCGACUUCAUGACAUGGCUAUCUGAUCAGCUCUAUGAUGUGUCCUAUGCCGAAGAGUCCUCUCUCGGUGACUUUCGACAGCUUCACAUUAGCCUGGCGAGCGUUCUCGAUCCCGCAAAUGCCGCUAUUAACACCACCAACAAUCGCUGUACUGUAUUAGUCAAUCCAAAGAACUUUUUUACGCACAGCACGCAUGCACACAGCUGCUCGUUAAAUAUUGUAACAGCGGAUACCAAUUUCUCUAUGAACGGAUACUACCUUUAUCACUUUUUCUUGACGCACAAACUUUUAACCGACAGAGACUCCUUAGAUACUCUACAGUCUUCUCUCUUACUUACAAAUGACCAGCAGCGAUCCCUGCUAACCACAUUACUUGGGGCGCAACUCACAGCUAUCUAUACGGAUCUUGACGGAGGAACCUCUCCUGUGGCUAAGAGCUUUCAGACAAUCGGCUUUGUGUUGGCUCCACCUGACGCUGACAACUUAGCGGAGAGUGCUCUUCCAUUAACCAUCAAAGUAUUAAAGCAUGAAGCUCGCUGCAUCAGCGUAGACUCCUGUCUGAACAGCAAAUCUAGUACAUGGCACAGUAGUGUCUGUGUCUUUGUUGUACGGGCAGAUGGCACAAUCGACACCGUAGAAUAUAUUUUUGCCGAGAAGCUACAGAACUAUCUAUCACUAUUACAAAAGAAAAAUCCUACCUACAAUUGUUACGAGGUUCCCUUGGAUCAUUACAUCAUGGGCAUAAUUAAAGGAUACAUUGAGACAGCCGCUGUGGGGCCAUCUGUUGUAAUGAAAACGUUUCCUACCUACUACUCAGCUUGGACGCCGUUUGUGCCUGUUUCAGAAGUGCAGUCACUCACAUUUGACCCGCUACUCACUAGGAUUUUCUUUACUAUUGCCAAAUGCUAUAAGAACUAUAAAAUACUACCGGAUCUGGCUGCAACUUUGAACGUGCCAUUAUCAGUUCCAUAUAGCUCUUCCUCGGCCGUUCCAGCUACCUCAACUGUCGACAAGGUGCUGCUGCAAGGUGCUCCUCCACAUUCGUUUAUCCCAACUGCACUCGAUGAACAGAUAGACGCGCUUCUUCUGCGAUUGAUACACCAUAACACUUACUUCAACCUGAUAAGCUAUGGAAUGGGGAUCAGCAAGCAUAAGUACGUCGACAUGAUUAAGGAACUUGUCUCCUCUCCUCUCCACUUCAGUCUUGCUGAUACUUGGUCCCAUCCUCUGGAGCUUUUCGACAUUGCGGCACUUCCCAAUACCUUGCAGUUCUUAUCGAACUAUGUCCUACGGUCAAGAAACGAGGAUGUCCAAUUUCUUCAGUCGACUCUUCUAGACCUGAAGGGCUGUAACAAAGAGCAUAACUAUAAGAGCCACAUUCUGGUACAAGAGGCAUCCAUCUUCUCUGAUACAGUUUUGCAUAUGCUUGCAACAGACAUUCUGGCGUUGUUACACAGCAUGCCACCUCUGUCUGGAAAAAAUAAGCAGGCCAAGGCGAAGCGCAGCCUCAUCCAAAAAGAAGCACUCUGGCCAGGAAGCAAAGAGUAUGCCCCACCAGGAUACAACGGACUUUACGCUAGGGCAACGCCCCAGACGACUUACUCUUAUCUCACUCCAAGCGACUAUCUAAAGAAGUACGGGGACGACGUGGUUGAUGUAUCUUUUACUCCGAAAGCAGUUCUAGUGGACAAGCAUUUUUCGUCUCCGGUGAUGCAGAGAAUUUUUGCGGAUGCACGCGCCACGUUUCAGAAUAAAGUAAAAGCUUGA